GGAGUGAAACUGGCCUGAUAGCUUUUUAUUCCAUGAAGAUGAACCUCACAGCAGUGAAUGCACAAUAAUGCAUUAUACAGGCACAAAUGGACACAAGAGAGGUUUAGCUGAAUCAGACUUUGGACUGAGCCUCAGUUGGCUGCACUAGGCUACACUCCCAGGCUUUGCGUCCAACUCCCAGGCCAGCCUCCCGUUAGAAAAACGUUGUCUUCCUUCCAAGUGGCUAACAAGCUGCUUCGAAUAUGUGACAUGUUUAUUAACAGAUGCAAAAGUGACCAUAGAUGACUCCUUAGGCUGGUUAGUACUGGAAUGUCAUCCUCACCCUCAUCCUCCAUGACUUUUAAAUGAAGCCAGACACAGAAGGGCCUCUUUGUCCCAUCUUCCACCCACCGUGGCAAUUUGCUGAGCUCCUGCUGGCUCUAGACAGAACUUUGCAUGCUCCAGUCCAGGUUUUGCAACAGUCGCAAUAUUUUGGCAGGAUAUUGUCUUAGGAGGUGGUACGAGUGGGGUGGGAUUCCCUCCUGCCGCAGUUUGCACACUCCAUGCCUUUGCAAAGCUGGAUGCGUUAACGUUUGUAGGCAGGAGGAGAAGAGCAGUGAUACAGGGGAAGCCGUCCGGGCGAAGAGGGGCUGGAGUCUGCCGCAUCAAAAACAGGAACUUAUUAAUGUGCAAAUUGCUUAGAUAUGAUCACAUUCUUCUUUUGCUCAGCAUAUCGAGAGAGCCGUGUGGGAUACAAACGAGCCCAGGCAAUCUCCGCAAGCAGGAAUUCAGCUCGGUAGAGGAGACAGAAUCGCUUCCCUCUGUGAAAUUUGGAAAACUAUUUGGUGCCUGGCUUUGGAAGAAGAAAGGAUUUGGGGUAGUUUUUUUUUUUUUUUUAAUCCAAACUGAAGGUACAAAAACUGGCAGAGGGAAAAACUUGUGUGGGGAAACUUUUUUCCCUGGUGGAAUGGAUGAUUGCGAUGAGUGCUGAAAUUGGAGUCUAACCAGAGUAGCAGAGAGAGUUUCUUCGGGCAGCAGCAAGCAACUGACAGCUCAGAGUGCCUUGGUGCAAGCAGACGACUCAAGUCGCUCCAAGCUCAUCCUCACUUUCUGUGCCCAAUGGGACUGCUGCCACCUGCCUCUCAGGCUCCUUAUGGGGUUGGAAACAGAAUCAUGUUAUCUGCAACCUAAUGCUUUCGGGGUCAAGACCUUGGUUCGUGAAGAUGGUCUUUUACUGGGCGUUGCGUACAGACUUGUGGUUCUGAUCAAGUCCCAAACACGUUAGAAAAAUCUUCACACACUGCGACCCAGUUGUGGGCCUGAGUCCUCCAGUCACUCUGCCUUUGAGGGUCUGAGCUGCUGGGAAGUUACUAUGCAGCUUGGACUGUGCACAGUGGUGGUUUUUCUGAGCUUGGCGGAUCUUGCAGACAGCAGCAGCAGCAGCAACAACAGCAAAGCACUGAAGGGCAAGAGGCAAAGACGAAUCAGCACUGAGAUGACUCAAGGCUGUGCGAAGGGAUGUGACCUGUGCUCUGAGUUCAACGGGUGCCUCAAAUGCUCCCCCAAACUCUUCAUCCUUCUGGAGAGGAACGACAUUCGCCAAAUUGGUAUCUGCCUGCCCUCUUGCCCACCGGGCUACUUUGAUGUGCGGAACCCAGACAUGAACAAGUGCAUGAAAUGCAAAAUCGACAACUGUGAGGACUGUUUCAGCCGAAACUUUUGCACAAAGUGCAAGGAAGGCCUGUACUUGCACAAAGGAAGAUGUUACGCCACCUGCCCUGAGGGUUACUCUGCUGCCAACGGCACCAUGGAAUGCAGCAGUCCUGCACAAUGUGAAAUGAGCGAGUGGGGUCCAUGGGGCCCUUGCUCCAAGAAAAAGAAGCUCUGCGGCUUCCGGAGAGGCAACGAGGAGCGCUCUCGGAAGGUCCUUCAGGCGCCCUCCUUGGGGGACGUGUUCGUGUGCCCAGCCACCACCGAGCUCCGGAGAUGCACAGUGCAGAAGAACCAGUGCCCAGAAGGACGGAAAAAGAAAAAGGAAGAGCAAGGAAAGCGAGACAACGCGAAUGAGGACAGAAGCCGGAAAGAUGUCAAGGACGGCCGGUCUGGUGUCAGGAGAAGGAAAGGCCAGCCCAGGGGAACAGUUGUGCCUGUGACCUCUGCUCUGUAGCUGUCCCUCCACAGCUGUGCGAUGACAAACCUCCAUUGCUGCUAUGUAUAUGAAAGCUUUAUUGAACCAGAACACUGCACCACGAUGACGUAAGACAUGGCUGGACAGACGGAAGGAUCCUUCUAUGGGCAAAACGUACAAAAAUGCAGACCCACCUAUAUCUGGCGUAGUGUAUCAGAAACAUGGAGAUUCCUCGUGGUUCCUUAGCAAGGGGACUGUCUCAACAAGGUGCUCUUGACCAGAGUGCCCAGGACUUGAUGUUGGGAAGGUGAGAGGGAAAAAGGCACGUGCUUUAAGUAGGGCUGCUGAGCAAACAUCUCCAGCUGAAGUCACUAUGGACAGACGGCAUCAGAGGAGACAGUUCCCAAUGCCAAGGACAAGACUGGAAUGAGUUUGCUCAAAAUCUGGAAAUGCACAAAGGCUGCUUUCAAGUACUCUCCAUUGUGUUUCAACCUGUAUCACUGAGAAUAUGUGUUUCAUAUCUGUGAUGAACGUCCAGGGCUCUUUGCCCUGAUACUGCUUCAAAAUUUCAGAUUAAAAAACCCCAAAA
Molecule: messenger RNA, 2696 nt
Organism: Lacerta agilis (Sand lizard)
Lineage: Eukaryota; Metazoa; Chordata; Lepidosauria; Squamata; Lacertidae
Gene: RSPO1
Product: R-spondin 1
Exons: 6
Coding region: 1352-2146 (264 amino acids)
Source: RefSeq, a predicted model, not a curated record